UGUAUUUCAGCUGACGUGAGUGAAAGGGUUGCCGCGAUUUUAAUUUGCGGCGAGUGAAUGAUUAGCAAAGCUAGCAAAAAGUCUUCAUCUUCCAAGAUGACCAUUUCCGUACAUGUGUAUACAUGUGUAACCGUAGAAAAAUGCAUGCACUGACUGACUGAAUUAUGCAGCUUCUCGCGCUAACUAUCAACGUCAUGGAAAAUUCUUUUAUGGGUUUGUGCAAAUUAAAUAAAAUUAACAUGUAUGCGAUCGAGAUGUACCCAGUUGAGCAAUCGCAAAGUCUUUUUCUUCCUAAUUAGAUGACCAUUUCUUGUACUUGUGUAACCGUAAAUGCACUGAACUUAGUGCCUCAUCUACCUAUCUGCAUCACUGACCAUUUCUAUAACGAACUCCGGCCACAAAGUUCAGUUAAUGUUCAGUAAUCUCAGUAUAUAUAUCCAUGUCAUUCGAUCGGCACUGAUCACUCCACAUCAAAACUAAUCCCGAUCAUUCGAUCAAAGACACAAAGAAGAAGAUCAAGAACACAACACCCAUCAAAUUACAUCCAGGUCAUAGAUAUUCGAUGGAUUAUUAUCACUUCGAUUUCGACUUGGCAGGCCACGAGACGCUGGCCAAGUUCGCGGCGUUCGUGGUGGUGCAGGCGCUGGUGUACCUCAUCCUCUCCUACUCCUCCGCCGUCUUCGUCUCCGGCGGCGUCGCCGGCCACGGUAGGAGCGCCAGCUUCCGGCGGCCGGACGGCGUGGAGAGGUCGGAGAGCGCCCGCCGCAUGGCCGCGCUGCUCGCCGCCGAGAUGACGCCGCGGUUCGGCGGCGGCGAGCCGUCUAGUCCCGCCGGCGGUGGCCAGCCGCAGGGAGGGCGAUCGACGUCGAACGACGACGACGGCGCGCGCGGUGACGUGGAGCUGGAGCUUCUGCUGAUCCGAUGCUGCUCCUUCUCGUGCUGAUUUUUUUUUUUUUGGUUUGAUUUUGGUUUGGUGUGUAAUUAAUUUCAGUUCUGGAUGUAUACGGUUUGUAUGCAUGGCUGCAAAAUUCUUUCAUUGUUCGUUUGAAUGCUAAGUAAGAUGCAUAUAUUAAUGUAUCCCGGUAUAAUUUGAGUUA
Messenger RNA from Oryza sativa Japonica Group (Japanese rice), 1097 nucleotides. NCBI's taxonomy places the organism in Eukaryota, Viridiplantae, Streptophyta, Magnoliopsida, Poales, Poaceae. The record is from RefSeq and is a predicted model, not a curated record.